Messenger RNA from Microsporum canis CBS 113480, 2760 nucleotides. Its product is annotated as DNA repair protein RAD5. NCBI's taxonomy places the organism in Eukaryota, Fungi, Ascomycota, Eurotiomycetes, Onygenales, Arthrodermataceae. The transcript is spliced from 4 exons. The coding region runs from base 1 to 2760 and encodes 919 amino acids. The record is from RefSeq and is a predicted model, not a curated record. Gene Ontology annotation, molecular function: hydrolase activity, acting on acid anhydrides, in phosphorus-containing anhydrides; zinc ion binding; ATP binding.
AUGUCGUCUAAGCGGCGGAUUGGUCUAGUUGAUCUUACUGGAGAUAGCCCACUAUCUCCAAGUCGCAAGAGCUCCAAAGCGCCUACCGAUGGCCAGCAGCUGAGGGCGAGCCAAAACUCCAUAGACAUUGCUCAAGGCGAGCCGAGCACCCAGAUGGAGCGGGAUGAAGAACUAAACGCAAUGCAGACAGCCCAGGAUUCCCAGGAUCUCGAUGACGUAGCAUAUCUAACGUCUGAACUUUACGGCCACCUUCAAACAAAGAUAGUUGGCGUGAGAUUCUACAAUGGCCAUGCUACGUAUGGCGAAUGUGUCCUUAUCAAAAGGGAAGCCACCAACAAGUACGACAGUAAUGCUGUCAGAGUUGAUAAUGUCAUGGGCCACCAAAUAGGUCAUCUACCUCGCGUGCUAGUGAGCAGACUUGCUCCUUACAUGGACUCGAAUGAGUUGCUAGUGGAAGGCACACUAUCUGGUGAAAUUGGAGCAUAUGAUUGCCCUAUUACACUACGGUUGUUUGGGACAAGUGAACCGGAAGCAAGGGCGCAGCUAAUAGAGAAGAUGCAGCGUGACAAAUUGCCAAUUGGUGCCGCUAAAGCCGAAAUUAGAAAACUAAAACAAGAACAGGCAAAGAAGGCCAAAGAAGAUGCUGCAAGGAUUCGCGCAAAUGCAAAGGUACUUGCUCGAGAAAAGAAAGGGGACAUCAUGUUUGCGAAUCUUUCCCAGGGCACAGAACCGACUCAACAAACUGAAAGUUUGGAUGAGCUUCUUUCUCAAUCCAUUACAUUUAACCCCCGAGAAACAGAAAAGAUUGUUGAAAAGUUUGGCAUGGAUGAAACGGAACUGUCGCAGAUGCCAAUGGCAGAUUGCCCUGCUCAGCUCUCUACGAAGUUGCUCCCUUAUCAGCGACAGGGGCUCGCCUGGAUGCUUGACCGCGAAUCCCCUAGUCUUCCAAAAGAGGGUUCGGAUGAAAUAGUGCAGUUAUGGAAGCGAGUCGGCAAGAGAUAUAUGAAUAUUGCGACAAACUACUCCUCUUCAAGUGCACCACCGCUUGCAAGUGGCGGUAUCCUGGCAGAUGACAUGGGCCUUGGUAAAACGAUACAAAUUAUCUCACUCAUCUUAGCUAAUUCUACACCUAAAACCCCCAAGUCCUCCAAGACCACUUUGAUAAUUUCCCCUCUUGGUGUUAUGAGCAACUGGAGGGAUCAGAUUGCCGCCCACAUCUUUGACGAGCAUGCUUUGAGCGUUCUGACAUACCACGGCCCUGGUAAAAAGGAAGCAGCUAACCUAGCUAAAUAUGAUGUAGUCAUUACAACAUAUGGCGCCCUUGCCUCGGAAUACGGACAGCUACUAGGGGCAACUGGAAAGCUGGCAAAAGCCAAGAAAGGCUUAUUCUCAGUACACUGGCGCAGGGUGGUUUUAGAUGAAGGCCAUACAAUCCGCACACCAAAAACGAAGGCAGCGCGUGCGGCUUGUUUGCUCGAGGCAGACUCACGCUGGUCACUUACUGGUACCCCCAUUGUCAACAACCUAAAAGACCUGUACUCUCAAGGAAAGUUUAUCAGGCUAUCUGGAGGAUUGGAGGAUCUCCCAGUUUUUCACAGUGCACUAAUCCGGCCUCUGAAUGCCGGUGACGAGAAUGCAAGUCUCCUACUUCAAGCCUUGAUGGCUACCAUCUGCUUGCGACGUAGGAAAGAUAUGAGUUUCGUAAACCUACGCCUUCCGCCAAUGGAAUCUCAUAUUCUCCAUGUUAAAUUUCUUCCUCAUGAGAAGGAGAAAUACGAUAUGUUUGAGGCCGAGGCUAAAGGAGUCUUCAUGGAUUUCCGUUCAAAUAAGAAGGGAAAAUCCACAUAUUCUCAUGUCCUUGAGGUUCUUCUACGACUUCGUCAAGUCUGUAACCAUUGGAAGCUUUGUCACGAUCGCGUGAAGGGACUUAUGGACCUCCUCGAGAAAGACAAGGUGGUUCAGCUAACUCCUGAAAAUAUGAAGGCGCUUCAAACUGUCUUGCAGUUAAGGAUUGAGAGCCAGGAAGAGUGUUCCAUAUGUCUCGAAAGUCUUAAUAAUCCGGUCAUCACGCCCUGUGCGCAUUCAUUUGACUACUCUUGUAUUGAGCAGGUAAUUGAACUGCAGCACAAAUGCCCUCUCUGCCGUGCUGAGAUUAAGGAUUGCUCGGCUCUGGUAUCACCUGCUGCAGAGCUGGGUGAGGACUCGAACGAGGUUGAAGUUGACUCAGAGUCUACAAGCAGUAAAAUCCAAGCUCUUAUCAAAAUCCUGAUGGCGAAGGGCCAAGUUCUAGGAACGAAAACCGUGGUUUUCAGUCAAUGGACCUCUUUCCUCGACUUGAUAGAACCUCAGCUCUCCUUGAAUAAUAUCAACUUCGCUCGAAUUGAUGGAAAGAUGAAUUCUGCCAAGCGUGAUGCUGCUAUGCGCAAACUAACCCACGACCCAGAAUGUACUGUUAUGCUUGCCAGUUUGAACGUGUGCAGCGUGGGUCUUAACUUGGUAGCUGCCAACCAGGUUAUUUUGGCUGACAGCUGGUGGGCACCGGCUAUUGAAGACCAAGCCGUUGAUCGUGUAUAUCGCCUCGGCCAAACACGUCCUACAACCAUUUGGAGACUUGUGAUGGAAGAUAGUAUUGAGGACCGGGUUCUUGAUAUCCAAAAGGAGAAGCGAGAGCUUAUGACCACUGCUUUCCAAGAGAAGGCUGGCCCCAAAGACCAGGCGCAGAGAUCUAGGCUGGCUGAUCUAGAAAAACUAUUUCGGUGA